Messenger RNA from Zootermopsis nevadensis, 1447 nucleotides. RefSeq names its product caveolin-2. Gene Ontology annotation, biological process: caveola assembly. Gene Ontology annotation, cellular component: caveola. Gene Ontology annotation, molecular function: molecular adaptor activity. The record is from RefSeq and is a predicted model, not a curated record. NCBI's taxonomy places the organism in Eukaryota, Metazoa, Arthropoda, Insecta, Blattodea, Termopsidae.
GCCUAUGUUAAGCAAUAUUUAUUUUGACUAGACUACCGACAUUUUGGUAGUUCAAUAACCUCAUCACUGCGGCCAAAACCGUGGCCUAGAAUAGAACCGUGUACCUUCUAUACGUCUUUUUAAAUAGUGCUCAGCUGACUUACUGGCCAAUCAAUUGUUUAACCUUAAUAACGUUGCGUUAUUCUCAUAAUUUUGCAUAACUUGUAAUAAUUCGCAAGGCAUCCGUUUGUAUAGCCCACUUAACCUUUCGUAGAAUGGGUCGAUAGUUGCUUGCAGGCUUUGGACUCCAUGUUCAUUGCAUGUUGCCGUGAACACAAACCAUGCAAAGUAUUUCAUAUCAGAUUACUUGUUGAAUCGACCUGGACAGUCUCGCAAGUUCGACUCCUUAACGCACAAACCCAAGGUGCGUCUCCUCUUAUCAAGGACAACAUUCGUGUGUCUGACUUUGUUGUGCCAGUUGUGGAGAAGUUUGCAGACCGAUGGGAGGUAACACGAUGGACGACGAGGAUCGGGAUCCAAACAAUCUAAAUCAACAUCUGCAGGUGCAGUGGGACGAUGUGGUUGGAGAACCGGAAGGAAUUCGUAGUUUGCGUUGCGGUUGGCGACUCAGUUCCUGGUGCUUUCGAAGUUCGAGAAACGUUUGCUAUAUAUUUCUCUCCAUCCUGCUAGCUCCUCUAACAGCCCUGUGUCUUGGAUGUACCUUCGCGUGCCUUGCAUUUGAGCACAUCUGGUGUGUCGCCCCGUGCCUCAGGGUGUGCAAGAUCUCUUGUGCUGCGACCCGCAGUUUCCUUCAAGCAUGCACCCACGCCACCGUGAUCCCAUUCACAGAGGCUCUCAGCUUCUUCUGGUCAAGAAUCAGUAUCAAAACGCAGAAGCUACCAGACACGUCCGUAGAACGAAAAGACGACAUUCUUCUCAUCUGAGUGCAGUCGAAAGAUGUCAGAUGGCUACAAAAGUGCACAUCUUAAUUGUAUUUAUUUAAGUGUUGUCAGAAAUAUUGGCAGACAACCACGCCAUAACAAUCUUGAAUAUUCCAUGAAUCACAACUGUGAACAUUUUACUUCGUUGUAGUAAGUCUGAUUUGAGGUUUUCGCGGCGGUGGGUUCGAAGAUGGCUGUCUUCUGGGUUGUAGCGAUGUGUAGUCUGGUAGAAGUUUACCUAGGUUUAAGAGGUCCUUGUUGCCUCCAUCAUCAGGACCCAACAACCCUGAAGACAGCUAUCUUCGUUAUAUUUACUUUUAGCCCAACAUUGUAAUCGACGUCUGAGACAAAUUUUUAAAUGUUUCCGUGUAAUAAAUUUAUUGUAUUAAAAUUCUGUGUACCUCAGAAAAACUGUACUCUAAUUUAGCUAUAAAAUCUCUCUUAAUUUACCACUUGGCAUACCUGUAAGAAAUCACACUGAGAUGAAUAAUGAUAUGAACGGGAGAAAAAUCAAGAGCUCCGUACAG